UGUCUUCUUGAUUAAACCUAACAUCAGUCGAAAAACUUUGAUUUUGUAGAGAGGGAGGGUGGAAGGGUGCUGGGUAUGCAAUAUUUCAUAGGUGGUUGAGGAAGAACUUUCCAAAGGUUCUUCUAUAUAUCAUUCAAAGAUGGGCGAAUAAAGACUACCAUUGUCUAAAUUAUUACUUAGUGUAGUAUAUAUGCAGCAGCAGCCUCUAAAGGGGUGUGUGUUUUUUUUAAAAAAGAUGUCAUGCUGAAAUUGACAAUCAAACUUACAUGGCCUAGCAACUUAAUACUAGACCACACAGACAGAAAAAACAAAAGCAGCAGGCCACUUAUCCAGACAUAAGUUUCAUGGAAAGAACAAGGAAGCAGUGAGUGGGAAAAAAUGGUGGAUCAGCUCAGCUAGGGACACUUCACAGCUGGAGAAUCCUGGGUAUAAACCAAAAAUCAUUCUGUUCCUUCUUUUGCAGUUUGCAGGAGCAAACAUAACCUCUGAAGCCUUUGUCUGCCCCUUGCCUCCCCCCAUGUAGGGAUCAAAACAGAAUCCCUAGAACCUUCCCACUGAGCCCUACCAAAUUUUCUCAUAUUUUGAAGUAUCUUGAUGGGGUGCCAGUCUCUCAGCUCAGUUCAAUGAGCUGAUGCUGAGCCUCGAAGUCAUACAUAUCUGUCAAGCUGCCUACCUAUGAAAGCAUCUCCUCUUAUACGCCAUCUUCUCUUAGAUUUCCUGGAGAAAUGAUGCUCCAGAUGCUGUCACCUACAAGGGGCAGGGCUUCAUCUUUUAUGGCACUCCAGUUGUGAAGCUCCCUUCACAAGGAUGCUUGCUUGAGCCUAUCCCGGGUUUCCUUCUGAAAGCAUGUGACCAUUUUCCUCUUUCACAAGGCACUUGGUAGUCUGAUUUUUUAAAAAUGCUUUUUUAUACACUCCUCAGGCAUUGGUAGUUUCUUGACAGGUUAAUCUUAGCUCUCAUUACUUCUCUAUUUUACAAUAAUAUAAAACACGGGAACUCUCAUUACUUCUCUAUUUUACGAUAAUAUAAAACGCGGGAAUAUAAUAACUGGGUGGGAGGAUGGUCAUGAACGAAGCCUUCACCAACCGGAUGCUACAGCUGAACCCAAUUAAUCUCGCCUCCCUGUCUCACCCACCCCCCAUCUCCGUUGUUAUAUGUUAAUUUUAUAGGUGUGAAAGAAAUUGCUGUCCCAGGAAGGUGACGGCGAUGAGCACCUCCGAAAGGCAGGGAAACAGCCGCCCAAGCACAUCGCUUUUUCUCAUGGUCCCCUGGCGUGAGUAACAGCUUGAGGACGCAGCCACUCAACCAGGACCUUGUCAGCCGCCGCCGCCGCUAAUUGUUCCAGGCAGCCGCAGGGAGAGCGAGUGCAGGAAUGUUUCGUGUUUCUGUCAGCGGUGGGAGCAGCUUCCCUCCACAGCACCAGCUCCUCACGUGGGAGGACAGGCGAGGCGCGCCGUUUUUGCGGGGAUGAACCAUUUGGGAAGGAGGAGGGACCCCCCCCCCCCCGCGCGUGCUGGAAGCCAUCCUAACGGGUUGGAGACACUCAGGUGACUACAAAUCCCAGACACCUCAGCUCUGGGUGGCUUCCUCACUCCACCCCGCUGCGCCCUCCGCUAGCUGGGCGAGCGCCAGAGAGCCUCCUUCUGCAGGCGAGGAGGCAGCAGCAGGUGGCCGCGCGCGCGUCUUUGGGGACUCUUGCGCCCCUCACCUGGCUCAGCCGGGCAGCCGUGCUGAGCAUUUUGCAGGAGCGCGGCGGGCAGGUGCGCAACUGGAAGGUGCCCAGCGCUUGCAGUCGCUGCUGGACCCGUCCGAGUGGGAUCCCGAAGAACGAGCCGCCCUCCGCGACACUUUCAAGGACUUCGUCGACGGCAGGAGGGGGCCAAGUUCGUGGCUCUCAGAAAGAAGCUCUUGCGCGUCCGGACCGAUUGUUGCUGGACGCCAUGCCCGCCGAGGGGCGCUCUGGCGACGGCCAGGAAGAGGAAAGAGCGGGCACUGGGUCUCCGAGCUGCUCGGUCACUUCAGAGGCUCCUCGUCUUUCCCCUGAACAGGUAGUCCCUGAGGAGAAACGGGGACUACCCGUGUCGGAGUUGAAGAGCCUCUUUCAAAAGGGGGAUCUGGAGGGGCCCAAAGUUCCCAGCAGCAAUGACCUGUGGGCCCCCAGAGGCUCCCCCCAGAAACCCUGCAUGUUGCCAGUGCGCUGUGCACUGCCUGCGGUGGCUGCCAAAAAGACUGACGUGCCGCCCUCCGAGCAAGAAGCGUCUGAAACCAAGGAUUGGCUUCAGGUGACACCCUCUGCCAGCCUCUCACCUCGGUCGCCUUACUCAAAGCGACGGCCACUCGAUGAGUUGGGUUCCACCUCCCCUUAUUUGAGAAGGGUGCAGAAGUCGCCCAAGGUGGGCGAGGAAGCCAGCUGCGAGACUACUGUUCCAUUGGACGCUGCUGAACAUGAGUGGUUGGUGAAAGCUACAGAUGGUCAGUGGUCCCAGCAGCUUCAUGGCCUCUUGCUGAGCGACAAGAAUCUGGCAGGGAAAAGAGAUUUUAUGUCUGGGUUCACAGCUCUGCACUGGGCUGCUAAAAGUGGGAAUUGUGACAUGGUGAAUAAAGUCAUAGAAGUGGCAGAUAAAAGUGAUGUUCAUGUCAAUGUUAAUACGAAGUCCUAUGGAGGUUAUACCCCACUCCACAUUGCUGCAAUACAUGGGCAAGAGGAAAUCAUUGCCCUCUUGGUCAAGGAUUACAACGCCAAGGUGAACUUGAGAGACUACAGUGGGAAGAAACCAUACCAGUACCUAAAAGAAGGCUCUUCUUUUGCAGUUAGGCAUCUGCUGCAUGACCCCAAUCUGCACACUAUCACUGGCCACAGUGCCUCUAUCAAGAAGAAUGCAAAGAUUGCUGCUUCAAUUUUGAGUUCCACCAGCACCUUCUUUGGCGUGUUGUCUGAUGACACUGCUUUCUAUGAGCUGACCAAAGGCUUAAAGAAACCUGCUUCACUUAAUAAGUUUCUUAAUGCGGCUGCAGCUCCAAGGAGGAAGCUGAAGUCCAGAGGAACUUUCUCGUCACGUUCUUCCUUAUCUGAAUCAUUGGAGGAGGAACAGGAGGAAGCCACCACAAAACGUAGACCUUUGUCAGAAUUUUUGGCCACUAGUGUCCACCUCACUGGAAUCAAGUAAUAGGAAUGUCAGAGAGGACACACUGAUUAUUCUUUCAUAGAAGCACUUUGUUUUGUAUUUUGGAUGUGUUCCUCUUUAGCAGGUCCAAUCAAAAGGCUGGACAUAAGAUUCUCUGUAGGAUUGGUCUGAACAUUUUAAUUGAUAAGAUCUUUACCUCACACUAAGAUAGUCCUUUACAGUGAGAAUAACACUGAAUGCACGGGGGGGGGGGGGGGGGCCUUAAUAAAUUGAACAGGAAACUUCAUCUGAUUUUCUAAUGGCUGAAAUUUAAUAUAGAAUCUUGAAAAAUGUUUGGCUUUAGCUCUGACAACUAAUUUGUAUGCUAUGUUUGCUAAUUUGUAUGCUAUAUUAGGAUUAAUUUGGAAAGAGUCUGUGAAGGAUCAGCAUGAAAGUGCAUCUUUGAAGGAUGCUAGGCAAUGCAUCUCAAAAACAAAAAAUACACUUUGGUUUAGUCUAUUGAUGCAAACCUUUCAAAAUCAAACUGGAUGAUUUGAUAAAUCAAAUUUAUCUUUUAAAUAUUCUGAUUUGGAAAUUAAAUAUCUUCUGGGGAUGUUAAAAUUUCCUGGUCAGCGCUGAGAACAGACAAAUGUGCUAAUUACGAAGACUUUCUUUACUGUGUAUUUUCAUUAGUGCAGUGUAAGUUUCAGAUGGGUCUUAUGACAGCCACUUUAAUCUCCAGUGAAUCUUGUGGUUGAAAAAAAAAGGAAAUUUACAAGAUCUUAAUUCUUCAAUUAAAGUGGCUACCAAAAACUGAAAAUGGCUUUUUUAUAUUACAAUGGGAAAAGGAAGAUUGUUUCUUGUGGCUGUUUGGAGAGGAGCAUAUUUUACUAUACAUGCUAAAAAUAUUUAAAGAAAAAUUUAAUUAUAACAUACCAUUUGCCAGCAGGCUAAUGACUUUUUAGAAGUAUUUGACUGUGUGUAAAACACAGAACAUGCAGAAAAUAAGAAAACUAAUCAACUUAAAAGAAAUCCCCAACAUGUCUACCUCACUGAUAUAUAUUUAGUUAUGUCUUGUUUUAUUCAGAAAAAACCUAAAUAUGCUAACUGCAAUUAAUUAACAUUGUAUAAUUCAGACUGAAGUGACAAAAUGUAAUAUAGCUGUCUUGAAUCUGUUAAAAUGGCAUUUUAGAGUGAAGGUGUUAAAAAAGUAUUUAGGUUACAUAUUUUAAUAUGAGUACAUUCCUAGAAAUAUAACAAUUUUGGCAGUUUUUUUGUUUUUUUGCCAUCUAAAAUUGUGAUGUGUUUUAAUCUCUUUAUGGUAAUUAAUUUUGAAAUGAUGAAUGGAUGUGCUGGAUCCAUUGAUUGUUUAAGAUCAAGAAGAUAGCAUGUACUUCAGUUAUAUAAGUACUGAUUUAAAAUGCAUUUUUGUGCUCUGUGGCCCAUUUAUAAAAGACACUGUGGCUUGUUUUCAAAAUUAAUUAAUUGUCAGCAUGAUGUCAAUCUGUAUAAUAUUUUGAUUAAUAUUCUUGGAAAUAUUGGUAAGUAUUCCAUUUUAUCAACGAAUGGUCCGUUUGUUAUUAAUUGAUUUUAAUAUAAUUUAUUGUUCAGUGGAUUUCAGUGGAGACAGGCAGUCCAAGGUGGGGUAGUUUUGCCAUGGUGGGGCAUGGUGCAGCCCCAAUGCCUCCACAGAGGUUCCUGGCAGUAUGCACCGGAAGAAAACGGGGAAAAUGCAGACCCCCCCUAUGCAGCACAAUGGGCUGUGCCUCGAUUUAGCAGGCAUAAGUAGCCAGAAGCAAAAGGGGGCAUUUUGGGGCUGAAAGUCAGCUCUACCCCCAGGAACAUAGCAGAAUCAUCCCCAUUGGAACCAGCAUGGCUCCCUGUGGAGGAGGAGUGCCAGCACAGUGGCAGUGUUCACACUUGGGUGCUGCAAAGCCAUGCAGCACCCCAGCACUAGCAUUAGUACUCUUCUCACCAGCGUAGGUGCCAUUUAUGCUACCUGGACUGGCAGUGACCCCAGCAGUGGAGUCACACUUGCUCCACAGUCCUCUUGCACUCUCUCUCUCUCUCUCUCUCUCUCACUCACACACACGCGUGCGUGUGUGUGUGUGUGUGGAUUGCACUGCUAGAAACUGAGCAUAUGUGUUUUUAAUUGGAAGCUCCUCUCACUGAGUUCAAUAGAACUUAUUCCUGGGUAAUCGUACAUAGUACUGAAGACCAAAAAUGUUUUAUGUUUUUUACAACCACCUUUGAGCUUUCCUUGUAUGGAUUGUGCCAGGUGUAAAUACUGUUAAUUACUCACAGGACUGCCAAUUGCCUGGAGAGAAAAAAUGUCUCUUUAAUAGAAAUUUAAUUUGUAGCUGCAGCUCUUUAUAGCAUACUCAAGACAUCACCUGGCAAGCAACAUCCCAUUACGUUUCUGUUAAAGGGAAAAUACAUCUUUUUUUCCUCCAGGCAUUUAACAACCUUAUUAACCGGGAUCUGAACAUAGAAGAGAGAUUAAAUGCACAUGGUAACCACUGAAGGUUUUACAUUUAAUUGGCUGUUGUUGUUUUACAUUUAUAUGGGAGACUUGUUUUGUUUUGUUUUAACAUGAAGCCAAUCUAAACCUUCAGAGACUGGACCAACACUUGUCAGGGAUGCUUUGGUUGAUCCUGCAUUGGACUAUAUCCUGUCUCACCAAAAAAUAGUAGCUCAAUUGUGACCAAAUAUCCCUCUCCUGUGGAAUGCUCCACUGUGGGUAUGGCUCUUCAGGAGCAGACCUACAAGUGGAGCAUUUCACAGAAAGAAGAGGGGAUAGCCUGCAUGGCUCCCUCCAACUCUAUGAUUCUGGAAUACACCAUCUAGGUGACAUUUUGAUACGGUAUGAGUGAAGAUGUAGUCAUCCAUUAGAGUUGUCAUUUUUUACCUUUUAAAGUUUCAGUACUUUUAUCAUUUGCUCAACAAACAGAAAUUUAUUGUUGCCAUGUUCAGCUGAGGUAAUAUUCACCUGUUGAAUUGUAGUUAUUGUAGAUUCUCAUCUAACGUUGUAGGAGCCAUAGAAGAGGAAAAAAGACACAAUAACCUUUUCUAGAAACACAUCAGUAAGACGUGCGCUCCUACAAGAUGAUGAGCAUACACACAAGUGUUACUCAACAAAGUGAAAAUACAUACAGGAGUUUUCUUUGCAAGAUUGUUUUCUUAGUAAUACUUGGGACUAUAGUUGUUCAUAAAGCCAAAUGCCAGUUAUUUUGUUCUGCUGUUAAGUAUUUGAAACUGCUUCAUCCUUGCAUUAUUUACGCAAGCAACAGCAACACACAGGUGGAGUAUGCUUUUGUGUUCCUAAACAUUCCAUGUUAAAUUUAUGAGUUUCAAGACUGGAAAUAUUGUGAUUAAAUCUAUGCAGGAUCCAUUUCACAGAGAAUAGAAGUAGUACAGCAUAGGACUAGAAUCUCAUAAAACAACUUUGCAUGGAAUGUUGUUUCCUUACACUGCAUUUGCAGGCCACAAUUGUCUUUUAAUUUUAAAAAAUCCAUUUUGCUGCAACAUAAAUGAACAAGCCAGUUGUAUGUAACUUUAACAACUUGCUUGUUAAAUCUUCAUUAGGCAUUUUUAUUUCAACAGUGAUAUGUUUCUAGAACACUCUGAAAUUCUUUUCAAGGUCAGUGAUUUUUGGAAUGUUUUGAUACCUGUUUUGCAAUAAUAAAUAUGGUAUUUCUUA
Molecule: messenger RNA, 6804 nt
Organism: Sphaerodactylus townsendi
Lineage: Eukaryota; Metazoa; Chordata; Lepidosauria; Squamata; Sphaerodactylidae
Gene: SOWAHA
Product: sosondowah ankyrin repeat domain family member A
Exons: 1
Coding region: 1941-3167 (408 amino acids)
Molecular function (GO): protein binding
Source: RefSeq, a predicted model, not a curated record